This is a messenger RNA of Didymodactylos carnosus, 1209 nucleotides long. The record is from the annotation of a GenBank genome assembly. Lineage: Eukaryota; Metazoa; Rotifera; Eurotatoria; Philodinida; Philodinidae.
AUGAAUCAAUUGCUGAUUCUGCUCUUAAUUCCAGUUGUUUUACUUACUGCAACUAGGUUACCGUCAUUUGAGACAGUUCAGCAUGCAGUCGAUUCAAUAUUAUCGAACGUAAAUGAUACGCAAGCCGCUGUUAAUGAUGAUGCUGUGGUUGGUAAUAUAUUUGGUCAUUUUAAACAAAUACAUAAAAAGACAUAUUACUCAAAAAAAGAAGAAGAUAAACGUUAUGCACUAUUCAAAGCAAAUGUUAAACAUAUUACUAUUACAAAUAUGAAUAAAAAGAAUGCAUUUCAACUGGCUAUUAAUGAAUAUUCAGAUUAUACAGCAGAAGAAUUUGCUGCUGAACGAAAAGGAUUGAAAUUAAUUAAAAAUACGUUGAUCAGAGGUAAAAGAGUAGCAAGUUUAUUAUCGUCAAGUACGACGAGUUCGACACGUUCAACUACUACUACGACGAGUUCGACACGUUCAACUACUACUACUUCUACAAGCACGACAGCAGUCCCAUCUACAUUAUGUACAAAUACAUCAUGUGACUGGCGAACUGUUGUCAAUGGUGUGUCAUUUGUUACAAGUAUUAAAGAUCAAGGCCGAUGUGGGUCAUGUUAUGCAUUUGCAUUCGUAGCACAAAUUGAAUCACUUUUAGCAAUUAAAUUUAAUCGUAAUUCAUCUGAUCUCAGUCCACAGCAAAUUAUAGACUGUUCUUAUGCAACGAACGGUAGUAGUAAUGCUGGAUGUAAUGGUGGAAAUUGGUAUUGGAGCGCUGUUUAUCUGCAGUCGGUCGGAUUUAAUUUUGCCACAUGGGCAAGUUAUCCAUAUAAUGGUGCUGUUAAUAGUUGUCGUAGUCAAACCGCGAUAAAAAUAAACAUUGGUCAAUUACGGUAUCGUGAAGUUGUAGAACAAGAUGAAAUUGCGUUGAAACAAGCCGUUGCUUUAGGACCUGUUUGGGUUGGUAUUAAUGCUGAUAACAGAUAUUUUUCACACUAUGCCAGUGGUAUUAUUAAUCCAUCCGACUGUGGAAACACAGUCAAUGAUUUAAAUCAUGCUGUACUAGUUGUUGGAUAUGGACGAGAUCAGAACUUGAAUUUAGAUUACUGGAUAAUUAGAAAUUCGUGGGGGCAAUCAUGGGGAGAAAAAGGCUACUUUCGAAUGGCAAGAAAUAAGAAUAAAAUGUGUGGGAUUUCAGUAUGGAAUGACGCAGCUUAUCUAGUUUAA